This is a messenger RNA of Durusdinium trenchii, 1674 nucleotides long. The record is from the annotation of a GenBank genome assembly. Lineage: Eukaryota; Dinophyceae; Suessiales; Symbiodiniaceae.
AUGGAAGUGGAACACAUUCAAACACCAUGGAAAGCCGCCCUCAGGAUGGGUCCCACGGUGGUCGCUGGUUGCGGCGCUGUUGGAACCAUGUUGCGUCGCUGGGAAGGGCAGAAGCAAGUUGACUGCAAGGCACCCCUGAACACCUUGGAGGAUCUUGGUUGGUCUUUGGCAUACGACGAGAGCGUGGUGCCUGCCAGCUGCCUCUUCGGCUUCUUGUCGGACUUCAUGGCCACCAACCGCAAGGUCUUACCCCUUUCAGUGGAAGCCAUGGCCACGGCCAACGUGAUUGGUGAGGCUGCCAUAGAUGUGCCACUUUCGGAUCAUCAGGCCAUCAAGGCCGUGUUCUCCAUGCAGCCUUUAUUGUCCACAGCUCCCUCCGAGGCCUCGCAGGACAUUCCGGUGCUCGGCUUUGGCAGUCAUUUUUUGCCAGAAGAUUUGCAGGAGCGCCUCUCGGAUGAGGAAUACUACCAGCGGGUGGAUGAGCUGACGCGAGAGGCUUUAGAGGCAGCAUUUUCCUGUGGAGUGAGGCUACUGGACAGUGGCAACCGCCACAUGAACCAACAAAGCCUUGGACGAGCACUUGAGACAGCCAUAAGCAAAGGUGUGCUGAAGCGCAGCGAAGUCUUCCUGUGUGGCCGCAUCUACAAGUGCAAGGAUCGUGAGCAAAUCCGUGGGGAAGUCGACAUGCUAUUGAGUGAACUGAAAGUGGACUAUGUCGACGUCUUGGUCGCAGAUUGUCCACCAGAGCAAGUGCCCUCCGCUUGGCCUUUCUUCGAAGAGGUGAUCCGGGACGGCCGUGCCCGGUGCUUGGGGGUCGCCAACUUUGACCUCUUGGGGCCCAAGGUUUGCACGGAGGUCUUCCGCAGCUUCCUCUCGCGGGUGAAGGUCCCCCCGGCGGUGAUGGCCUUGGAGGUGCAUCCUCUGAACAGCAACAUUGAGAUGUGCGACCUUUGCGAGACCUUGGGUAUCCAGGUGCUGGCAUAUGCACCCUUGGGAUCACCUGCAAAGAUGGAAAGCUUCAUGAAGGUACUCACCAAGUCCGAUGCUAGGGAGAUGCGACGUUUGCUGAAGGUGCCCGAGCUGCCACAGUUGGAGCAGAUCGCCCAGCGACAUGGGACGAGCACUGCGCAGGUAGCUCUUCGCUGGAAUCUUCAGCGAGGACACAUCGUCAUCCCCAAGAGCUGGAAUCCCAGCCACAUUGAAGAGAACACUGAUGUCUUUGACUUCAGCCUCUCCAACGAGGAGAUGGCAAAGAUCACAAAGCUCCACAAAGGGGUGCGCAGCGAGCGCUUCUUCCAGGCGUCCUUCACUGCCUCCAAGGCCUUGCCGCGGAUGACACGCGAUGCCUUCGAUGAGUGUCAGGAGAUCUUGAAGAAAAUCCGAGGUCCCACAACAGGCACCUUCGCCCGUCCUUCCCUUGAUGGACCAGUUCCGCUGCCAAUGGAAGUGGCCCAGCGUGGAGGUCACGACGCCUCCGGCAAGGUAGAUUGGGAAAAGCUGGGAUUUCAUCGUCCGGUGGAGGAAGAGCCUGGUUUUUGGCGACGGAUGGGCUUGGCCACGGGCAAAGGAAUUGACGGUGGCAAGGGAAAAGGUCAACGUUUCCCGUGGCUGAAAGACGGCCUGCCGGUCGGUGGCAAGGGUGUACCACACCCCGCGAUGGUCGGAUACCGAUAG